GUAUGAAGUUGAUGACUUCAUAGUGUCUCCCCCGUCCAAUGAGGAUGGGGGAUUCUUUCACCUGCGUUAUGGUCGAGCUCCAAGCCCCCGUCCCUCCACCUAUGACCGUAUCAACCAGGAGCUGGGCAUGACAGUCGAGGUCAAAGAUGGUGACCCUGUGUUCAGCAGUGGGGGAAAGAGCGACAGCUUGACCAGCCCAACGACCACCUUGUCCAUCAGUCCCCAAGGGCUUUCUGUGCAGGGCUCUCAAGAAGGAUCACCCACCUCCCCUGGGGACAGGGAGCAAAUCGUCAAGCCUCUCCUGGUUCUACCUUUUAAGUUUGGAGCAGACUGCACUGCUGCCACAAGUGACAGCACAAGUGCGAACUCUGAUAGCAUUUCAGAGACAUUGGAACCAACUUCAUCCCCAAAGGACUCCCAGGCUGAUGACACAAAUUUGAUAGAUGAGAUUCAAGAUACCCUAACAAAUAUUACUGUGGGAGAGUCUUCAAGAUCAUUAAGAGAUCAAAAUGGUCAGAAUUCUCAAGUUGGUUCAGAGAAACCAGAAAAGGACCUUUCAAUAACUCGGAAAAUUUCCCGUGAAGCUAACCUGAAGUUGUCCUUGGCUGAAAAGAUCCAGGACUUUUCUGGAGCUUCACAACCAGUUUCAUCUGGAGUUUCAACUCCUUUUGUCACUCCGCUGACAACUCCCCAGUCUUCACCCCGCUCCAAGAGAAAGAUAUCGGGAGUCAUUGUAGACCAGAGCAACAUGUCUGCCACUCAGAAUUACUUUUUCACCAGACCAUUUUCAGGAGCACAAGACACAGGCUCAACACUCUCACCUGAGGCCAAUACUGUUUCCUUGUCUGCAUCGGCAUUACAAGGAGCCCAAAAGCUUGAAGAUGGAGCUGCUCAGGCACUGAAUAUUGACACCUCUCAAAUGGCAAUUGGUAAAAAGAGACAGAGACCCAAAGCCUCAAAAUUAAGGGAAAUGAAUUUCUGGGCCCCAACCUCUAUGUAAAAAGGAAAUAGAAGUGAAGAUCACUGUUCAAUGAAUAUGCAAAUGCUGAUAUCAUUUGAAAGCCAUUGGCUUUUGUAGUAAUAUAUUGAUAUUGUGGUUAAUGUACCUGAGUGAUUAGGACAUAGUUUUAAAUUUAUUUGGCAAGAAUUAAAAAGGGGAAUAGAUAUUAUCUUACAACUUUUAUUAGAUUAUUGAAAAUCUUUGUUGUUGAAUUGUUAUGUAUAUGAUGAUUAUAUUUACUUAUAUGCCAGUUUUGUAUCUUAAAAAAAACAUAUUUUUUGUAAUUCCUGUCUUGACAUUUGUGGUUUCACCUACUCAAGCUUAUUGCUUCAUAUAUCUCUGUAAGGGAAUGAGGAUUGAGUUGGAUUGUUCAGUCUAGUUAUUAAAAUGUAACUUUAGUUUUAUAGUCUGUAUUUGACAUUCAUACAGAUGCUGAUUUUGUAACUCCUUUUACAAAAUUAAUUUAUUGUGCUAUGUUGUAGAGUAUAGUUUUAGUUUUCUUUUUCUUAUGGACAUGAAAGCAAAAUUAUUUGCUAGAUUACAACUGUUUAUUUUUAUAAAUUUUGUUGUUUUUUCUUUCUGAACAAAUAAUAGGAUUCACAAGCAUUUGGUUGAUUUUUCUUUUAUGUUGUGAUACCUUCGGAAAUGUGUACAUUGUAAGAAGCAUUAGAGAAAGGAGUUAUAUUCAGGUAUAAUGUCUGAAGCUGAGAAUAUAUUUUAUUCUUUGAAGCUGUAUAGUUAAUGUAUGCAAAUGUCUCAUGCUGUUCCAUUAUUUUGAAAUUUAUUGAUGCUUUGAAAGUAAGUCUGAGGUAGUGAAAUGACAAGAUAAAAAAAUA
Messenger RNA from Penaeus vannamei (Pacific white shrimp), 1836 nucleotides. NCBI's taxonomy places the organism in Eukaryota, Metazoa, Arthropoda, Malacostraca, Decapoda, Penaeidae. The record is from RefSeq and is a predicted model, not a curated record.